Messenger RNA from Syzygium oleosum, 2673 nucleotides. RefSeq lists its product as uncharacterized. Lineage: Eukaryota; Viridiplantae; Streptophyta; Magnoliopsida; Myrtales; Myrtaceae. The record is from RefSeq and is a predicted model, not a curated record. The transcript is spliced from 13 exons. Gene Ontology annotation, cellular component: RNA polymerase III complex; nucleus. The coding region runs from base 118 to 2334 and encodes 738 amino acids. Gene Ontology annotation, biological process: DNA-templated transcription.
GCCAAAAACCCACAUAAAACCCUUAUUAUAUCUUCCUUCCUUCCUUCUCCUCCCACACGUACAGAGAAAAUCACCGACUCUUGCGCGCGCGCAGGGAAGGGAAGGGAGGGGAGGGAGAUGGACCUCGACGACGAUCUCGACGACCUCGGCAAUCCCGCCCCGGCCCCCGCCCCGUCCCGAGCCACCAAGUUCGCUCCCAAGUUCGCUCCCAAGUCCUCCAAGGCACCGCUCAGGCCCAAGCCGAAGCUCGAGGACCCGGCGCCGGCGCCGGCGACGGAGCCGCGGCGAGCCGAUGCUCCGAUCCCGAGCAAGAAGGAGGAAGGAGAUGAAGAAGACGGGGAAGGGAAGGAUUUGAAGCCGCCGGUCGGUGUCGCGGCGGCGGCGGCGCGGGAGGAGUCGGAGCCGGAGCCGUCGACCUCGAACGGGGUUGCGCCAAUGGAAGCGGACCGCAAGCCGGAGGAGGAGGAGGAGGAGGAGGAUCAGCAGGAGGAAGCGGUGCCGAUGGACGCGGACGGCGGCGGCGGCGUGGGCGACGAGGUCGUGCGCGAGAUCGACGUCUACUUCAAUCCUUCCAUCGGCGCCAGCGCUCAGUUGUACGUGAUGCAGUAUCCGCUGAGACCGUCGUGGCGGCCGUACGAAAUGGACGAGCGUUGCGAGGAGGUCAGGGUGAAAUCGGGCGGUUCCGAAAUCGAAGUCGAUUUGUCCAUUGACGUGGACUCCAAGAAUUAUGACGGCGAAUGCAGUAGCAGAUUAAUGAUGACAAAGCAGACUUUGUCAUCUUCAUGGAGGCCACCCUGUGCAACUGGCUAUGCUGUUGGUGUUUUGAUGGACAACAAGCUAUACUUGAACCCUGUACAUGCAGUGGUACAGCUUCGACCGUCGAUGGCCCAUCUUACUUCUGAUUCCUCAAAGAAGAACUAUGUCAAGGGCGAAAAUGAAGUCAGUGUUAAAGCAGAAGAAUCGAACGAAGAAAAAUCUGCCGGUUCAUCUAAGAAGCAGGCCAAAAAAAUGGCAUCUUCUGCUGAACAAGAGUUAGAGAAUGAUGAGCUCUGGAUUCAAUUGGAGUACCAUAGCUCAAAGAGUGAUCUAUCAACCCAUUAUCUACACGGAAUGACGGCAGAAGAAAAUUCUCCUAUUCUUUUCGCAAUGAAUCCGUGUGAUUAUGUUGAUUUAUUAUGUCCAGGAGUGCACAAGCAGAACCUCAAAACAAAUGGUGCUUCGAGAAGGGCCCUAUUGUCAACUCCACCGGAUGAGAGAAUUAGGAUGAUGCUUUGUCAGGGUCCUGAAGUGCAUCGUUACAGUGCUCUAAGGUACAACGUUCCUGAUGUUUCCGAUGAUGUCUUCCUGAGCGAAUUACAGCGUAAUGCUCUGUUGGUGCAAGGAUGUUGGGUUCCCAAGACUGCAUUGAUAUUACAAAGACCUUCUACUGAAUCUCUGGUUAAAGGUUAUCGCCUCGAUGUGUGGGCUAGAGAUUAUACCCUUCUUAAGUUCAACAAGAAGCCUGUGGUUCACAUCUCAGAACUACCUGUUAAGAAAAUACUUGCUGAUGCCAUUAAAAAGUUCCUGAUUGUCUUCGCCACUGAAAGGUCUUCCUUACGUGAUUGGAAGUUUAAGCAGGAAACUGAUGUUUCAUUUAUGAAAAAAUAUCCAGAUAUUGUAAGCAAGCAAAAGCGAAUCUGGGAGGGCAUUGAGACAGAAAUAAUGAAAUCCUUGACGAAACCUGAGCAAGGUGACAAAAUUGGAAGAGGUCAGGAUAAUUCAAAGAAUGCUCAAACCAAAGUUGCCAUUGCUAGUAGGGCAGACAAACCUCCAAGUUCAGACAAAACAUCCAUAAAAGCUACAAGCAGAGUUGCCCCUGGCAGGAGAACUAUGUCAAAUGAAACCCUUGAAGCUUUGCCAAAGGCUUUGCUGAAAAUCUUUCAGAGUCACAAGGUUUGCGACUUUCAGUUUAUUUGUCAACGUCUGCGGGGUUUGGCACUUUCUCAGGCCACUCUUCCCAAAGCGGAUCCUAGAAUGGAAAAAGCUGCAGCACUUGGGGUUGAUGCCCCUCCAGAUGAACUUAAGAAAGUUAUUGCACAAGUUGCAGUAAACAUUCAUGAGCUUUAUGUUUUGAAGUCAUCCCCAGAGCACCCAGAACUUGAUCCAUUGAGGGAAGUUGUUAUACACCUCCUGAUAGGUAAAGGACCCAAUGCAACACUUAAGAGGGCCGAAAUAUUUCAAGCUGCCAAGAUGGCUCUGAAGAGAGACAUUGCAAAUGCUGAAUAUACAAAGGUCAUGAAUGAUCUGUGUGAAUCCAAGGGUUCUUUCUGGUUUCUGAAAAGCAGCAACGUAUGAUUUACAUGAUCAGAACAAUCAAGUGAUGCAAGACAUGCUUCAGUGCCUGGCGGAGAGUCCACAUGGCAUAUCAUAAGUUACUGACAAGAGAAGGUGAAUUUACUUUGGGCUGAACCAUCAAAUAUCGAGAGUGAAGUAUCGCGAUUUUGACCUAGUAUUUUGUGGAGACGAGAAGACACAGAAGAGUUAAAUCUCACUAUUGAAUACGAUGACUCUCUUAUGCAUACGAGGGAAAAUCGACAAUUGGUAUAGCGGUAUUGGUGUCUAAUUAAUUCCGACUUCUGUUUCUUGUCUUGCUCUUGCGGCAUUUUGAAGCUCUUGUGAGGUAUUUUCCUGUAA